This is a messenger RNA of Dentiscutata erythropus, 661 nucleotides long. Lineage: Eukaryota; Fungi; Glomeromycota; Glomeromycetes; Diversisporales; Gigasporaceae. The record is from the annotation of a GenBank genome assembly.
UGAUAAUAAUCGUCAUUACUUCAAUUCCAGUUUUUUGUAAGAAACAUGAACAAAGAACAUACCGUGAAUUAAUAACAGAAUCAGUCUUAUUCACACCCGAAUAUAAUCGAGUUAUUAGCCAUUUUGAGUUACCUGCUGUAAAAGAUGAGUUAUCAAUUACGCUAAAAAUAAAUCUUUUGAGCCACGCACCUCUUGGUCCAUGGUGCAGUGUUUUUUAUAAAGCUAUAGUGGAUUCCAGUCGUACACCUGCAUUAUUUCUAUCAUCGAUUAACUCAAUGCCAGCUCCACGUUUCACGGUUAAUGGUGUUAUUGAUGGCGGAAUAAAUAUUUACGGUUAUGAACCUAUCCCAAUUGUUCAAAGUCAAUCUUUCAUAUUCAAUGACGGAUCAUUAUAUAUUGGAAAACAACCUAUUUUAAAUGAAAAUAAUGGAUUUAAUGGCCAUAUUAGCAAUUUUCGUUAUUAUAAUUUCCGUCUAUCUCACGAUGAAGUAUUAAUGGACUAUUCGGGUGAAGAUCCAACGAAAAGUAUUGAUGAUAAAUGUCCAAAUAUAUUUUUUGAUUUAAGUAUAGGUCUCUUUCUUGGUAUUAUAAUAUUAGCAGGUGGCUUUUUUACACGUAAAAUCAUAAGUCGGAAAAGAUAUCAAACAAUUCCUAAUGCCAC